AUUGCACACUUGUUAACAUCAUCUUUAUUUUCAUUGUCAGUUGCGACACUGAACCUUGAAGCUUACUCCUCACCCUCCUCCAUCGCCCUGAAAAUAGCCGAUCUUGUCGCCGGAAUCCAUGGCCAUCUGGCGAACAGGCAUGGCGCGCACUUCUAUACAGUGUUUACUCUUCACACUGCUCCCCGCCUUGAUAACUGUAUUCUACGCCGUUGGAUCAGCUGAAGCCUCGAUACACAACUACGACCGAGAUCCGUUUAGAGAGGUCGGAAAUGCUUACCUCGUCUCCGGCGGCAGCGAAGGCCUCGCCGCCACCUUCUCCGUCCCUAAGCCGCGUCGUGCAUUUCACUCAACUGUCCACGACGGACUCUCUUACAUCAGAUUUGAGAAUCUCACAUUUUGGAGGAGUAAAGAAACUGCAGACCAACAUCCAGAUAUGGCAUACAAUAGCGGUUUGAUACAGAUCAUAAUUUUUGAGGCAGCAGACCGUGAUAAUAUUGGUGGUUCACCUUAUGGUGGGCAAAGGUCUAUUUGUUGUACCCCUGAUCUUGCUAAACUUGAAGGUUGCAAACAAGGGGAAGUCAUUAGGACACCUUCUGCAACAGAUAUUAACUGGCCAGUGGUGUUGAAUGUGCAUUUUAGAGGAAAACAGUUAUCUGCGCGUAUGAAAAACCGGGAGGUUUAUAUAAAAAAGACCGGGAUGUAUAACUUGUUCUUCAUCUCAUGUGAUCCAAAGCUCAAGGGAAUGAAAGUAACUGGGAAAACAUUGUGGAAAAAUCCUGACGGCUUUUUGCCUGGUAGAAUGGCACCCCUAAUGAAAUUUUAUUCUGUUAUGUCUCUUGCAUAUGUUAUCCUCAGUGCCAUCUGGUGUUUUCAAUAUGUGAGAUACUGGAAGGAUGUUUUGCCACUUCAACACUGCAUCGCUGGUGUUAUUGCUCUUGGGCUAUUUGAGAUGCUAUUUUGGUAUCUUGACUAUUCUUACUUCAAUAACACUGGUGCGAGGCCUGUGGGCCUCACAUCUUGGGUUGUAACAAUUGGAUCAAUAAGGAGAACUUUUUCACGCAUCCUUAUUCUUUCCAUCUCAAUGGGUUAUGGUGUCGUGCGCCCUACCCUUGGUGGUCUUACAAUAAAGGUGCUGCUUCUUGGAAUGACAUAUUUUGUGGCAUCUGAGCUACUUAAUAUUACUGAGUAUGUGGGAACCAUAAAUGAUGUAGCAGGAAGAGCUAGAGUCUUCUUGGUCCUUCCUGAUGCAUUCUUGGAUGCAUUUUUGAUCUUGUGGGUUUUCACUUCUCUUUCAAAGACGCUCGAGCAACUACAGGCAAAGAGAAGCUCCGUGAAGUUAGAUUUAUAUAGGCAAUUUUCAAAUGCAUUAGCAGUUACUAUUAUUGCUUCAGUUGCUUGGAUAGGGUAUGAGGUUUACUUCAAAGCAACGGAUCCCUUCAAUGAGAGGUGGCAAAGUGGCUGGAUUAUCACUGCUUUCUGGGACAUUCUUGCAUUUGCACUGCUAUGUGUCAUCUGUUUCCUAUGGGCACCAUCUCAGAGCUCCCAAAGGUAUGCCUACUCAGAUGGGAAAGGUGAAGAUAGUGAUGACGAAGAAACAGAAUCCUUGUGCAAAGAGAGUCCAAGAGGUGAUAUCAGUUUAGUCAAAAUGGAGAGGAAGGAAGGGAUUGAAACGUCUGACGGAGAAGAUGAACCAGAAGAUGGUAAGAGGGAAUAAGUGCAUAAAAGAUUUGUGAGCUUUUGCUUAAGCACAGAGUCUGAAGCCAGUGCACGUCGAAUGGUCAGCGCUAUGUGUGCUAUUGCAAAUACUCCUCACUGCACAAUUGGAUUUUAAACAUUGUACAUGUCAAAAAGGUAGCGUUGCACAGGUCAUGAAAUUUUGGAGGUGAGAAUUGUUGAAACAAGUAUUGUAUUAAGGUUUUACAGUUUUCCUUUUAAAGCAUACUAUGUUACUUGGGGACAUGAAAGGUAACUUCUUCAUUUAGUCAAUGAAAUGAAAUGACUGCAUUGUUUUAGCAUUCCAAA
Molecule: messenger RNA, 2022 nt
Organism: Ipomoea triloba (trilobed morning glory)
Lineage: Eukaryota; Viridiplantae; Streptophyta; Magnoliopsida; Solanales; Convolvulaceae
Product: transmembrane protein 87A
Exons: 5
Coding region: 119-1714 (531 amino acids)
Biological process (GO): transport
Cellular component (GO): membrane; Golgi apparatus
Source: RefSeq, a predicted model, not a curated record